This is a messenger RNA of Fonsecaea multimorphosa CBS 102226, 1929 nucleotides long. RefSeq lists its product as uncharacterized. Gene Ontology annotation, biological process: regulation of transcription by RNA polymerase II. Gene Ontology annotation, molecular function: transcription coregulator activity. The transcript has 2 exons. Gene Ontology annotation, cellular component: mediator complex; core mediator complex. The record is from RefSeq and is a predicted model, not a curated record. The coding region runs from base 1 to 1929 and encodes 642 amino acids. Lineage: Eukaryota; Fungi; Ascomycota; Eurotiomycetes; Chaetothyriales; Herpotrichiellaceae.
AUGUCUGACUCAAACACCAUCAGCCUUCUGAUUCCUCCGGAGCCCUCAUCAAGACCGCAGAAUCUGCAAACCCAGAUACAGCAGAUCAUCGCACAGAAAGGUCAUUUUCGUCAUGUCACCGAACGUUCUCUCCUCGCCGAGAUCCAGGGCAAAGCCCCAGCACAGGACGCAGUGCAACCUGGCCAGGAGGACGAUCCUCAACCCGAGGAAGAAGAUUCUCCUCAGAGGCGCCAGGAACGCGUUUGGAAGCGCAGAGAUGAGAUGCUGGAGCGCCUAAAUUACGCCCAAAAUGAAGUCCUCUGCGCCUUGGACUUUGUGUCUUUCUUGAUUUCGCAGCAGUCAGUCCCCGCUCAGCAUUCGAUGUCGCCUGCCCUCCAACAAGCCGUCCCUGUGGGGACGUUGGCCUCGCGAAUCCUCAAAGACAGACCUAUCCCACCUUCUACGAAGCGGCGUCUGGCUUCUGUCUCUCAGGGUUGGAGGUCUGCGGGCUUCCAAUCAUCCUCGAAGAAGCUGGCUGCAGCCUCUGCUCGACUUCAAACAGAGGCAGAACGCGAGGCAGAGUAUUGGCACCAGAUUGCUGAUCUCAACAGCAAAGGAUGGUCGGUUUCGCGACUUCCACGAGAUCGCAAAGCCAUUGGCGUUCAUUUCGGAUUUGCUGAGUCUGCGCCACAAUUCCGUGAUCGAGGCUUCGCUCUUCUUCGCCAGACUGAUGAUGGCUCCGUGGUUCUGGAUCGACAGAUUGGCCUAAAGAAGCGCAAACGGCUGGGUGUUUAUGUCGUCCGGGCCGGCGUUAGAACAGGCGCAUUCGACUUUCAAACCCACAGCCCAGCCGAGACGACUGAACUCAACAGAAACCUCAACGAGUGCCGUAACGCCAUUUUCGAAGAAGAAUUAUUCUACGAAAUAUGCCGCGAAGCCCGACUUGUGGCCAACCAGAGUAUUACUACGCGCUCGCAGAGCGUUGAGAUUGACGUCGGUGGCAAGUACCAUUUGUCGCUCGUGUCCUCCACCGAAAUCGAGCAUGUGCCGGCUGCCAAUGCUGAAGACAAUUUAAUAGCUCAAUUUGUGGCAGUAUCUCUGCGUUUGUUGUUGACUGCCGCUCAUGAACAGAAUCUCAUCAGGCGAUCGCAGAAAUCGCCCCCCAUGAGCCUCAAAGCACGACCAACCACCGAGUACGCGCUGCUCCGACCUGUUCUAGCGCAUUUACGGCAUCGUGCAGAAGCAGGGGCGUUUUGGGAUAAGUGCAAUGCGCUGCUAGGUGCCUUCAAGCAGGCGAAUCUGCCGAUCACGGUGUCUAUGGAAGCCUCAAGCGCCGCAUUGUUCCAACAUCUGAAGAUUGAAACGCCUAACAGCAUACUUUCAGGCAUGAUGUUGCCAGUGAAAACCUCCUUCAGAAUAAGCCUGACAGCAGGGCGGAGCUUGCAGAUUGGACUAGCCACGUUUCUUGGGCCACCCCUCUUUGGCUCUCGCUAUGAGAUAUCGUCGACCGAUUUUGGAUUUGCAACUAUACCAUUGUCUCGGCACGAAACUCGCGACGAGGCGUUGUCAUUCGUGAGACGCAUGUUGACAUUGGAUCUAGUCUCGCACAGCGAGACGCUAGCGGUGGCGGAGGAAUCGGCAACACGAUCGGGGGCGGACAAGAGCAAACGGGCAGAAUGGGCGGUCUCACAGCCGCACAACGGCGAGUUGAGCUUGUGCGAUGCUCAAGAGGCUAUCGAGAAGCUGCAGAUCGCGGUUCAACCCGGGGCUAUCGGCGUCAAACUGAGCCCAGCGAGAAAGAAAAUCGGGGUUCAGAAUGUGGUGUGGUCCUGGACAUCUACUGGAUGUUCAAAGACCGAGGGAGCUGUAACGACCGCGGAAGCGGAUAUCACAUUUGAGGGAGCAAUAAAGGAGGCAGUAGAGCGCAGUAGCCACAGAAGCGGUAUCUAA